Camelina sativa (false flax) is the source of this 744-nucleotide messenger RNA. NCBI's taxonomy places the organism in Eukaryota, Viridiplantae, Streptophyta, Magnoliopsida, Brassicales, Brassicaceae. The record is from RefSeq and is a predicted model, not a curated record.
AUGUGUGAAGGAUGUCUUCUCUCUUUCGCCACCGAGAAAGACUCUGACUGUGAUACUUAUAAGUCUCUCAUUGGAAUCUUACACAAAGAUCUCGAGCUUCUCAUUGACGAUGAACGUGAACUUCCCUUGGCGUUCAAGAAAGACGACAAUUUUGUUCAGACAACAAAAAAUCUUGUGGAUUACAAGAUUAACAACAACAACAACAACCUUAAAAGUGAUAGCUUGAAGGAACAUUGUUCGUGUUGUGGAGAAUUAUUAAAGAUGAAAUCUGAGAAGUUUCCGAAGAACAACUCUUUCCUGGCCCCUGCUCCUUCACCUAGGGUUUCGUACAAUAAACAGUCUGAAAACGAAUCUGAGUUUAAGGAUCUGGAUAUGGACAGAACACCGAGUUUUGUAAGAGGAGGUAACAAGUUUUUUGGGGUCCCUCUGUCUGAUUCGGCGCAAAACAGUCCACGAUGGUCCGUUCGGUCUCUAAAGAAACCCCUUUUGGAUAAGCCAGAGAAUGCUUCGGACACGGCAGAUCAAAACGGUGAAUCCAUCCUUCAUCAGCUCAAGAAAGAGGUUCGCUUGGACAAGAAGUCACUCAUUGAUUUGUAUAUGGAGUUAGAUGAAGAGAGAAGUGCUUCAGCUGUUGCAGCCAACGAANACAUUUUAUUGGUCACUUCCAUUAUAGUGGAGCUUAUUCUUUUCCCAUCAAAAUCCAGAUUCUCUUUUUAUACUUAUAUUUUAGUGUGGGAUGAUUAG